Anoplophora glabripennis (Asian longhorned beetle) is the source of this 411-nucleotide messenger RNA. RefSeq names its product vitelline membrane protein Vm26Ab-like. The coding region runs from base 33 to 344 and encodes 103 amino acids. NCBI's taxonomy places the organism in Eukaryota, Metazoa, Arthropoda, Insecta, Coleoptera, Cerambycidae. The record is from RefSeq and is a predicted model, not a curated record. The transcript has 2 exons.
CUUUCAGCCGCUGAAACUAAACUACAGUCACGAUGAACUCCUUUGUCCUUGUUGCUCUCUUCGCCGUUUUUGCCGCUGCUAAUGCAGGAUUACUGACAGGUGCUCCCUUGGUAUCUGCCUAUGGCGCCGCUCCUGUAGUUUCAGCUUACUCUGCUCCUUUAGUAGGCGCUGGAUUAGUCGGUGAACAAACCGUAGUAGCAGGACCCUCAGGAACCAUCGCCACUGGAAGGACCCUUGCCGCCCCCGCCGUUUCAGCAUACGCCGCUCCCGCUUUGGCUGCCUACAGCGCCCCUAUUGUGUCCCCUUAUGCCGCUCACGGUGUUGUCGCCCGUACCAUCUGGUAAAGUUUUAGUUGAUAUGUGACUGAUCUUUUAAGGACAUAAAUUAUUAUUAAAUAGUAAAUUGAACAAA